Molecule: messenger RNA, 1792 nt
Organism: Rhopilema esculentum
Lineage: Eukaryota; Metazoa; Cnidaria; Scyphozoa; Rhizostomeae; Rhizostomatidae
Biological process (GO): double-strand break repair
Molecular function (GO): 3'-5' exonuclease activity; NAD+ poly-ADP-ribosyltransferase activity; DNA-(apurinic or apyrimidinic site) endonuclease activity
Source: RefSeq, a predicted model, not a curated record
UGUCGUUGCUUUCCCUGGCUGAUACUAGGUGGCUUUUACUUCAAGCUUGUGGAGUUUAAUUCCUGGUUGAGGUAAUUGCUCGUCACUAUAUGAAAGAAUCUUUUGUGAAAUCAGUAAAAGGAAGAGACAUUCAACUCAAAAAUAGAUUCGCAGUAUGUUCCUCCUCCCAACGUGUACUUCAGUGUGGCACCAACAACAGGAAUUCAAGAGACUAACAUUCGGAAACUUUUUAAAAUGGCUGCAGAAAUUUCUUGGCUUAAGAGUUUACCCAAAAUGUCCUCGUUGAAUUUAGGCGGAAUACAGAAUCGUUCCUGUUGAUGAGGGGAGAUAUAUCCCCCCAGUCUCGCCCAUGGAGGGCGCCGCUAUUCCCCCGCUAUGUCCUGACCCAUUCUGUGGUGAUACGGUGAUACUCCCGUGCUACGAUUCCAAAACAAACAGACCUUGAAUACACGUGAUAGCUCUGCAACAACGGCGUGGUUGAAUGGCAGGAGAAGGAGGCCAGAUGAAAGGCAAAUGAACAAUCCUUAUGUGAUUAUUUUAAAAGUAUAUGGAGGUUUCAGAAGUUCUGAAAAUUAUACCAAAGAAAAGACCUAAACUGGAAAGUGAAAAACCACAAGAGCAGCAGCAUGAGAAACCAUUGUGUAUUUAUGGGUCAGGGUGCUAUAGACGAAGUCCUUCACAUCUUAGAAUUUAUAGACACUUGCUACCAAAGCAGGGGUCUCAACAAAUGAGCCUGCCCCCCUGCAAGAAUGGGGUCAAUUGUUAUGACAGAAACCUUCUUCACUUUGCAUUUUAUUAUCACCCUACAUCCACCAGUGAAAGCCACGAUUCAGAACGGCCAGAGAAUGGAGUUAUUGUGCAACAAGGCAGACCAAAGGCAAAUGAAUCCACACCAAAAACUCAUGAGUGCCUGAAGGAAGAAGAUGAAGUUGAUUGUAUUCCUAGAAAUGAGUCAAUAAUGAAAAGAGGACCAAGUAUAAUGAAAUCAUAUUCUAUUUUGACUGAAGCACAAAGAAAGGAACUUCUGAAAAAAGCAUUUGAGAUGAAACAAGAUCUUAUGAGAAAAUUGAAUGACACUGAAAACGUACUGAAGUCGAAGACAGAGGAGCUAGAAAUGCUGCGGUUAAAGCUUGACAGGAAUUCUUUACUUGUUGAUGGGGAGGCAGAGGCAAUGACUGGGACACAAAUAAGACAUUUUCCUUUGUUUCCACAAAGAAAAUACCAAGAGGAUUCUGCAUCAGAGAUCCAUUUUCGUUUAGCAGAAUCGCAGUUUUAUCGACUUCUUCCACCGGGAAGUGCAUUCAAAGUCACAAAAGUAGAAUACGUCGUGCAACCAACUCUUAUUCAUAGAUUCAAGGAAGCCAGGCAAAAGAUUGUGAAUGUCCGAGGUGAAGACAGCUCUUACCCAGUUCUAGGUUUCCAUGGCACCAAAGAGCAGAACAUUGAGUCGAUUUGCGAGACAGGCUUUAGGGUGCCAGGAGAGAACGGUUUUGAGCAUGCUACUGACCCAGGGUGGUAUGGUAAAGGCGUAUACUUCAGUGAGUACCCAAGGUAUUCCAUGAAUUACAUCAAAGACUCAAGCAAACUGCUACUAUGCCAAGUACUGCCUGGAAAAGUCUAUCGUUGUCGAUACAUCAUACAAGGUGAAUCUCUUCGUCAGGGAUAUGACUCACAUAUGUCUCCUGAUGGAAAGGAGGUUGUUAUAUUCAACUCGCAUCACAUUCUCCCAUCAUAUAUCGUUCACUAUACAUUCUGUCACGGUGAUUUUCAGUACGAGAAGAAUGAGUAGUUA